AUGUCAUCGGCGAAACGUAGGUUGUUGAAAGUUGACCCACUAUUCAAAUACCACCAUUGGGUGAAUAGGCCCUGUCUGAUCGUUAUCACGAAGGACCAGCCUCUACACAAGGAACAGGUACUCAAAGCAUUUAAGAGGACUAUUAACUUUACAAAAGUCAGUUACGCACCGGCGGGUGUGCCUCAUCUCUCCAACUUCAAACUGCGUGUCGAGUUUGAUACGGCACAGCAGAGGGACGAGACAUUAAACCGAUUGAAGGGUGCUUCAGAGAUAUCCGCUGAGCUUCCUAAGGUACUCCGACCUAAGUUUAUCUUGAAGGGUGUGUCAAGGGACACAGCAGCGGAAUCAUUGGUCGAAACCAUCAAAGUCCAAAACCCUAGUGUUGGGGAAACAAUAAAAGACGAAAAGUGUCUCAAGCUACACUUUACUCGUAAAAAUCGCCACAAAAGUCGGUAUAACGCUGUCUUUAUGGCUGUCCUAGCGGUAUGGCAUACCAUCAUGAAAAUCGACAGGGUUAAUGUCGACUACGAAAGGGUGUAUGUACCCAAUUACUCUCCGUUCCUACAGUGUUUCCGGUGCCUGCAGUUUGGACAUACGCGGGCCAACUGCAAAAGUGAGACCAGCAUGUGCUCACACUGUGCGGCUACCGAUCACACUUUCGAGAAAUGUCCCUCAAAAAGUGAUAACGGGCUAAGAAAAUGCCACAACUGCACCCAGCACAACAGCAAGUUCAACAAAAAAGCCAACACAGGACACGCAGCUACGUCCGACGACUGUCCUAGAAUUAAAUCACUCAGACAGAGAAUCAACCUAAAAAUAAACUUUAAUGGAUAA
Molecule: messenger RNA, 834 nt
Organism: Chilo suppressalis (striped riceborer)
Lineage: Eukaryota; Metazoa; Arthropoda; Insecta; Lepidoptera; Crambidae
Source: the annotation of a GenBank genome assembly